AUGAACUUUGGCAGACAGACACCGACAAUUGUCGUUCUGAAAGAGGGAACUGACACUUCCCAGGGAAAAGGCCAGACUAUUUCCAACAUCAAUGCAUGCCUGGCUAUCCAAGAUACGAUCCGCCCAACUUUGGGUCCUCUCGGAUCAGAUAUUUUGAUUGUUGGCGGAAACGGUGAAACCACCAUUUCUAACGAUGGUGCCACCAUUCUUAAGCUUCUCGAUGUUGUUCACCCUGCUGCACGCAUUCUUGUCGAUAUUUCUCGCUCCCAAGAUGCUGAGGUCGGUGACGGUACCACUUCCGUUACCGUUUUGGCUGGCGAGCUGCUCAAAGAGAUCAAAGGCCUUGUUGAAGAAGGCGUCUCUACAAAUACAAUCAUCAAGGGCUACCGCUAUGCUGCCCGUCUCGCUACGGAAAAAAUCAAAUCAAUUGCAGUUAAGGUUGACAAAUCCAACCCAGAAGAGCUUCGCGAUCUGCUGGAACGAUGUGCAGCUACCGCAAUGUCCUCCAAAAUCAUUUACAAAAACUCAGCCUUUUUCACAAAGAUGGUUGUUGAUGCCGUCCUUACUCUCGACCAAAACGAUCUUAAUGACAAGCUUAUUGGCAUGAAGAAGGUCCCUGGUGGCAGCAUCGAGGACUCACUUUUUGUGUCUGGUGUUGCUUUCAAAAAGACUUUUGCUUAUGCCGGCUUUGAGCAACAGCCCAAAUCCUUCAAGUCCCCCAAGAUCCUCUGUCUCAAUGUUGAGCUCGAAUUAAAAGCCGAAAAGGACAAUGCCGAAGUCCGGGUAGAAGAGGUUUCCGAGUACCAAGCCGUUGUUGAUGCCGAGUGGCAAAUCAUUCUCUCCAAGCUCGAGGCUUGCAAGGACUCGGGCGCUAGCAUUGUGCUUUCCAAGCUCCCCAUAGGCGAUCUGGCCACUCAGUACUUUGCCGACCGCAACAUUUUCUGUGCCGGCAGAGUCUCUUCCGACGACAUGAAUAGAACCCUGCAGGCCGUUGGUGGCAUUCUUCACUCCACAACAUCCGACAUCAAGCCAGAAAACCUCGGUACAUGCGACUUUUUCGAAGAGCGCCAGGUCGGCUCUGAGCGAUACAACUUUUUCACUGGCUGCCCCAAGACCAAGACCUGCACUUUGGUUCUGAGAGGUGGCUCUGAGCAGUUUAUUGCUGAAGUCGAGCGCUCGUUACACGAUGCCAUCAUGAUUGUCAAGCGCGCUGUUAAGAAUAAUAUUGUUGUUGCUGGCGGCGGUGCCUGCGAGAUGGAGAUUUCCAAGUAUCUUCGCGAAGUUUCACGCUCUAUUGCCGGCAAGCAGCAACUUCUUGUCGCUGCCUUUGCGCGUGCCCUCGAAGUCAUCCCCAGACAACUGUGCGAAAACGCUGGUUUCGACGGUACCGACAUCCUUAACAAGCUCCGCAUGCAGCACGCCAAGGGUGAGCAGUGGGCUGGUGUCGAUUUCAUCUCCGAGUCCACAGCAAACAACUUUGACAAGUUUGUCUGGGAGCCGGCUCUCGUCAAACUUAAUGCUAUCAAUUCGGCAACCGAAGCUGCUUGCCUGAUUCUGUCUGUCGACGAAACUGUCAAAAAUGAAGAAUCCGGUGGCGGCCAAGGCCCACCACCUGGUGCCAUGCGCGGUGGAAUGGGCGUUCCUCGCUAA
This is a messenger RNA of Magnusiomyces paraingens, 1650 nucleotides long. RefSeq lists its product as uncharacterized. Gene Ontology annotation, molecular function: ATP-dependent protein folding chaperone; ATP binding; ATP hydrolysis activity. Gene Ontology annotation, cellular component: chaperonin-containing T-complex. The record is from RefSeq and is a predicted model, not a curated record. NCBI's taxonomy places the organism in Eukaryota, Fungi, Ascomycota, Dipodascomycetes, Dipodascales, Dipodascaceae. Gene Ontology annotation, biological process: protein folding. Bases 1 to 1650 code for a protein of 549 amino acids. The transcript has a single exon.